This is a messenger RNA of Orycteropus afer afer, 4283 nucleotides long. It is a transcript of the gene CEP162, whose product is annotated as centrosomal protein 162. Gene Ontology annotation, cellular component: axonemal microtubule; centrosome; centriole. NCBI's taxonomy places the organism in Eukaryota, Metazoa, Chordata, Mammalia, Tubulidentata, Orycteropodidae. The record is from RefSeq and is a predicted model, not a curated record. Gene Ontology annotation, biological process: cilium assembly.
UGUUUCCAAUUUUGUAAAUACUUUGGAAUGUUUUCUUUGGGACAUAGAAAUUACUGAUUAUGGCUCAUUAUUCCAAAGAAGAGCUAGAUGAAGAAUUUGAACAGUUUAUGAAAGAGCUUUCAGAUGAUUCUUUUGAAAAUUCAAAUGAAACACACAGACAGACUAAAAAAGAAAAGAAGAAAGAUGCAGUGCCAUGGUGGAUAACUGAAGAUGAUUUUGAAGAUGGUGGACUGCUUGGAACAAAUGUAAGCUAUUUGAAAACAAAGAAAACUUCUCAGCCUAUUAUGGAAAUAGAGGAGGAGGAGUCUGCUGAAAAGAUAGAAUUUCUUAAGAGCAGUGGAACUUCUAUCUUAAGUAUUGACAGCUUAGAAGCAAACGAGCUAGUAGUUUCUGAACUCAAUCAUAGUAUUCUUGGAUUGGGAUUGGACACAUUAGAAGAACAAGAAGAGAAAGAACAAUUUUUUGCCAGGCUUGAGAAAGGUUUAACAUCUUCUAUUGAUUAUUCAAGAUUAAAUAAAGAAUUGGAUUCUAAUGAUUCCACACAUUUUAAAGCUUUACUUAGUAAUCAAGGCAAUGUAGAAUUAAGUGAAAAUGAACCUGAGAAGGAAUCUAUACAUGAAGAACUUGCAGAAAAUUACAGUGAUGAUUUUGAAGAUGAGGAAGAUACUAAUACACCUUUGAUUACUAAAGGUGAAGAGACACACUCCAAAGAAAAUCCCAAGUCAGAAAAAAUAAAUGUAACCAAACAGGAAGAAGAGAAAACUGGCAUGCUGGCUAAUGUUGUGUUACUUGAUUCAUUAGACUCCAUUAUAGAGGGCAACCUUGAUGAACAGGAUAAAACAGCAAGUAAACCAAAGGCCUUACCAGAAAUGACAGAUCAUGAAAUGACAGGAACAGGUAUUUCUUAUGGACAAAGUAAUAGUGACAUGGAAGCCCUACAUCAGGCUUACCGUCACAUAGCCCAUUCUUUGGGAGAUACGGAUGAACAAAGAUUUGAGAGUAAUGCAGUAGAAAAUACCAAGAGCUCAGUGAAAGAUCAUCCUCCCAGCAAUGAUGAUGAGUCCUCUAAAAACAUCUCUACAACUGAAUCAGAACUGCCCACAGUAGAAGAGCUGAUGAAACCUAUCAGAAUAGAUUCCUUUGGGGUCAGUGGUUUUGAUUUACAACCUGUCAGUUCUGAGAAACUGGCUAAUAAUAAAGAAACUGAAUUUGUUAGCCCUUUACUUAAGACAAACACAAAUCUUAUGUUUCGAGAGCCAUACCAUGUGAAUGACUUUUUUGACAAAAAUGAUGAGAAUGUGGUUUUACAAAAGACAGCAAAUGAAAGUAUAGGAAAUAGCUGUCCAGAAGUAACUCCUAUAGAAGAACACAUAGAUAAAAUGUAUCUUGAUAUUUUGAGGAAAAAAAAAUCUGUUGAUCCUGCAUUGUUACCUCAGAAUGACAAAAUUAAUAAAACAUUGAGAUCUCAACUCAGUUUUGGAGAGGAAGGAGCUGUAACUGGUAAAGAGGUACUGUAUCAGAAGGACAGAAGUGCACCUCCUUUACUUAAAAGAAAACCCCAGAGUGGAUUAUAUGCAUCAGUUAGGAGCUCAGGCUAUGGCAAACCCAAUUCAUCAUUCAAGACAUUUUCUACUCUUGAAAAGAAAACUUCAAAGGAUGUUGUGAAGAGCAAAAACUUGAGAUCCAUUCCCACCUCAAAUCAAGCUAGAAAAAAGGAGAUCUUAUCUGGAACAAAAGUCAUCAAGCCUGCAGCUUUGGGUACACCAGCUCCUAAAGCUGAAAGUUACGUGACUACUCCUAAGAAGUCUGAAGAUCCUUCACAAAUUGAUUCCUGUGUUCAGUUUCAGAAUGAUUCUUCAGGAUACCUUGGUGGGAACAAGGAGACAGAAUUAUUUAUGUUUAAAAGAGUUCAGGAAGCAGAGGAAAAAUGGAGAGGUGCCCAAGCCCUAAUUGAGCAAAUUAAAGUCACAUUCUCAGAUAAAGAAAGAGAGCUGGAAAAUAAGAUGGAAGAACUAAAGGGACAACACGAAAAAGAGCUCUUCAAACUAAAUCAAGACAAUUAUAUUCUUCAAACAAAGUUAAGUAGCUUUGAAGAAGCAAACAAAAAACAAAGAUGGUUACAUUUUGGAGAAACAACUGAUCCUGUCACUGAAGAAAAGUUGAAGCAGAUCCAAAAAGAAAUACAAGAGCAAGAGACACUUCUUCAAGGAUAUCAACAGGAAAAUGAAAGAUUAUAUAAUCAAGUGAAAGAACUCCAAGAGCAAAACAAGAAAAAUGAAGAGCAAAUGUUUAGGGAAAACCAGAGUUUAUUGAGCGAGUUAGCUUCCUUAAAAGAGCAAAUGCAUAAAAGUCGAUUCCCGUCUCGAGUAGUUGAAGACUCAGAACCCACCAGAAACCAGAGUUUUACAGAAGUGUUAGCAGAACUCCGGAUGGCACAGAAAGAAAAAAAUAGUUUAUUAGAAGACAUCAAAAGAAUGAAGCAAGAAAAACAAGCUCUUGAAGUAGACUUGGAAAAGAUGAAGAAAGAGAGAGACCAAGCCAAAGAUCAGAUUGCUUAUGCUACAGGUGAAAAAUUAUAUGAAAUAAAAAUUUUAGAAGAAACACAUAAGCAAGAAGUCAGUCGUCUACAAAAAAGAUUACAGUGGUAUGCUGAAAAUCAGGAACUUCUAGAUAAAGAUGCACUUCGGCUUAAAGAAGCAAAUGAAGAAAUUGAGAAGCUCAGAGCUGAGAUUGAGAAACUGAAAGCUGAAUCUGGAAACCCAUCUAUUCAGCAGAAGUUACGUUUAAAAGAUAGAGCAGUGGAUGCCAAAAAAAUUCAGGAUCUGGAACGACAGGUUAAGGAAAUGGAAGGAAUUCUAAAGAGAAGAUAUCCUAAUUCUUUACCUGCUUUAAUACUGGCUGCAUCGGCAGCAGGUGAUACAAUGAAUAGAAAUACAGUGGAAUUUAUGGAGAAAAGGAUUAAAAAGCUAGAAGCUGAUCUUGAGGGCAAAGAUGAAGAAGCAAAGAAAAGCCUUCGGACGAUGGAACAGCAGUUUCAGAAAAUGAAGAUUCAGUAUGAACAGAGACUAGAGGAACAGGAGCAACUACUUGCCUACAAGUCAAAGGAAGCAUCCCAGAACCAACAUGACAACUCUUCUGUGGUUAAAGCACUGGAGAAGGAACUCAGUGAUGUUAAGGAAGCCCAUCAGAUCACUGUAAGAAACCUUGAAGCUGAAAUAGAUGUCCUUAAACAUCAGAAUGCUGAAUUGGACCUCAAGAAGAAUGAUAAAGGUGAUAAAGAUUUCCAGUCUAUAGAAUUCCAGGUGGAACAGGCUCAUGUGAAAGCUAAGCUUGUAAGGCUCAAUGAGGAAGUGGCUGCAAAAGCAAGAGAAAUACAAGACCUUUCAAAAACUGUGGAAAGGCUUCAAAAGGAGAGGAGGAGGAUGUUAUCUAAUCAGCACUCUAAGGGCAGAGAGGAAAUAUCUACCAAAAAAGGGAAGAAAGAUGGUUUGCACGCAGGUAAAGGAAAUGCUAACUCCUCUGGGACCCUGGAUGGCAAACUUUACCAACCACAUACUUUCACUGAUUCCCAUACGUCAGAGGUUUUACAAGAAAACUUCAGAUUGAAAAAUGAACUACAAAGAGUAAUUCUGGAGAGGAAUGAGCUAAAGAUGAAAUCUGAAGCAGCAUCGGAUCAAUGUGAAAAUUCCAUGAAAAGGCUCAAGGAAGAUACCACAGCACAAAUUGCAUCUCUCAAAGCAUCUCAUCAGAGGGAAGUAGAGAAACUCCUUUGCCAAAAUGCAGUUGAAAAUUCUUCUUCCAAAGUAGCUGAACUAAAUCGUAAAAUAGCAACCCAAGAGGUACUUAUAAAACAUUUCCAAAAUCAAGUUAAUGAGCUACAGGGUAAGCAAGAGUCUCUUGUAGUUUCUCAAGUUCGAGAAGAAAUUCUACAGAAUGAGGUUACAAAACUCCUAGAAGAAUUGAGGGAAGCCAAGGAAAACCAUACACCCGAGAUGAAACAUUUCAUGGGCUUAGAAAAGAAAAUUAAACAGAUGGAAAUGAGACACGAGCAAAGAGAGCAAGAACUUCAACAGAUAAUACAGCAAACACACCAAGUAGUAGAAACUGAGCAAAACAAAGAAAUUGAGAAGUGGAAAAGACUUGCACAGCUAAAGAAUCGAGAGCUGGACAAGUUCCGCACGGAAUUAGAUUCUAUACUAGAUGUUCUUCGAGAGCUGCACCGACAGGGAGUUGUUGUUCCAGUUGCUUUUUCAGAUGAACUUAAUGCACCAGAGUAUAAAUAG